GGCCACAAAGCCAUUUAGGGUUGGUGCUUUGACGCACGAGAAUUUCCCAAGCAAAAAGCUCCCCCCACCUGAAAAUCGUCGACCGACGCAAGACCCUCGACCGAGUCCCCGACGACAACAAUUCCCGUUCAACAACCACCGACAACUCCGGAAAAUGGCUGAUCGGGGAACUGGUGCCCGCGGCGGCGGCUUCGCUUCUCGUGGCGGUGACCGUGGCCGUGGCCGUGGCGGUCGCCGCGGAGGACGCCGGGGCGGCGGCAAGAGCGACGAGAAGGAGUGGCAGCCCGUCACCAAGCUCGGCCGUCUCGUCAAGGCCGGCAAGAUCAAGAGCAUGGAGGAGAUCUACCUCCACUCGCUCCCGAUUAAGGAGUACCAGAUCGUCGACUUCUUCCUGCCCAAGCUUAAGGAUGAGGUCAUGAAGAUCAAGCCCGUUCAGAAGCAGACCCGCGCCGGUCAGCGCACCCGGUUUAAGGCCAUUGUCAUCAUCGGCGACUCUGAGGGCCACGUCGGUCUCGGUAUCAAGACCUCGAAGGAAGUGGCAACCGCCAUCCGCGCUGCUAUCAUCAUCGCCAAGCUCAGCGUUAUUCCCGUGAGACGCGGCUACUGGGGCGCGAACCUUGGUCUGCCGCACUCUCUUCCCGCCAAGGAGAGCGGCAAGUGCGGUUCCGUCACCGUCCGUCUUAUUCCUGCCCCCCGCGGUACCUCCCUCGUCGCUUCUCCCGCUGUGAAGCGUCUCCUCCAGCUUGCCGGUAUCGAAGAUGCCUACACCUCGUCGUCCGGUUCGACCAAGACCCUUGAGAACACCCUCAAGGCCACCUUCGCCGCCGUGGCCAACACCUACGGUUUCCUGACACCCAACCUGUGGAAGGAGACCAAGCUUAUCAGGAGCCCCCUGGAGGAGUAUGCCGACACUCUCCGGGAUGGCAAGCGGUAUGUUCACUAGGGCGCUGGAUGAGGGGCAUAGAUUGAGGCUGUCGAGGAAUUAGCUCGGCCUGAAUCAAUUUCAUGACUUGAUCAACGACACGUGGCAGUGCAUUUGUCCUGGGGGUCUGCUGGAUACGUCCCCUUCGUUGAGAGAGCUGCUGCUGCACUGAUUCCGGCGGCGUCCUUGCUUCUGAGAUACGGACGGGAGUGGCAGAGCUAGCACACGGCGUGACUGUCCUUGGUGCC
Messenger RNA from Thermothielavioides terrestris NRRL 8126, 1170 nucleotides. Its product is annotated as 40S ribosomal protein S2. The coding region runs from base 155 to 943 and encodes 262 amino acids. Gene Ontology annotation, cellular component: cytosolic small ribosomal subunit; ribosome. Gene Ontology annotation, biological process: translation. Gene Ontology annotation, molecular function: structural constituent of ribosome; RNA binding. Lineage: Eukaryota; Fungi; Ascomycota; Sordariomycetes; Sordariales; Chaetomiaceae. The record is from RefSeq and is a predicted model, not a curated record. The transcript is spliced from 4 exons.